This is a messenger RNA of Diatraea saccharalis (sugarcane borer), 3201 nucleotides long. Lineage: Eukaryota; Metazoa; Arthropoda; Insecta; Lepidoptera; Crambidae. The record is from the annotation of a GenBank genome assembly.
AUGGAAGUGAAUUUUUGGAGUUACUUCUUCUUGAUUCAGUUUCUCGUGGCCUUAGAGAUAGACGGACAAGAUACAGGAAAAGGAUCUCAACGUACAGAUGAUAGAAAACUAUUUGAAGUUAAAGAUUACGAUACAAAACCGCUUGAUUCUUUAAUAAAUAACAAAAAUGAUGCGACUGAUUACUUGUUACCACCAAUUUUUGCCAGCCAUCAGGAAAUCGACGAAGAAGACGACAUUGAUGAAAAUACAUAUUUGGACUACUAUGAAAAUAAAUAUAAUUACAAAGACUCACCAGACCUCGCUACAGUUAAAAGUGAUAUGAAUCAAGAAUUGUUACCCGUAGAUGACAAAAUACCAUUACAUUCUGCUAAAGAUAACUUACCUAUUUUCUUAUUAGAGCCCGAAAAUACUUAUGUAGUGAAAAAUAAACCUGCGACCCUGAAAUGUCGUGCUGCUAACGCUCUAGAAGUAUACUUCAAAUGCAAUGGAGUCAAAACUCAGGCGAUCAACUUCGAAUUCGUGGACCCUCAAACAGGAGUGCGGAUUAUCGAAGGAGAAUAUGAGAUUACGAGAGAAAGCGUCGAGGAAUAUUUCGGUGGUGAUAAAUACCAGUGCUCAUGCUUCGCUUGGACCAGCCGGGGGCAUAUAAGGAGUCAGCCGGCUUCCAUAGAGCUUGCCUACAUCAAGAAGCAUUUUACUCAAUCGCCACAAUCUCAAAUGGUGAAGCAGUAUUCUUCAGUGACGUUCAGUUGCGACCCGCCUCCAGCUGCACCUUUCGCUCAAAUGUACUGGCUCAAGAAUGGCUCCCCAGUGGUUGUUGAUGACAAUGUCCAGAUCACAAAGGAGGGUUAUUUGGUCAUCAAACAAGCUUCUUUGCUGGACAUGGCAAAUUAUACGUGUGUCGCUGAAAAUUUAGUUGGAAAACGCAUAUCUGAACCAGCACAAUUAAAAGUUAUAGUGAAUGGUGGUUGGACUACCUGGUCUGGCUGGAGCGAUUGUUAUUGUGUUGGUCGGGAAGGCAGCGAUCGACGUGCCGGAAGAAAACGGGAGAGAUCUUGCACGGCACCUCCGCCAUUACACGGAGGACAGCCCUGUACUGGGCAAGAAGUGCAAAAGACUAAAGAUUGUUUAGAUUGUGAUUUAGAUUUAUAUGACGAUGGUCUUGAUGGAUUAGCUGACGAAUCUACAGAUAUUUUAUUAGACCGCUGGACCCAAUGGUCAGAGUGGUCUGAUUGUGACACUGACUGCCUGAAAACAAGGAGUCGGCGAUGUCUCAACAACAUCAGGAAGCCUUGCUCGGGCACUAAUUAUCAGGUCGCUCAAUGUACCGUCUGUGUGAGGACAUCUAAGUCCGCAUUCAUCAAUGAUGGAUCUUCAUAUUGGCCACUUCUGAUAGCAUUGUCGAUUGCUUUCCUAAUAUUUGUUGUUGUUGUUAUAUUGGGAAUCAAAUAUAUGAAAUUGAAAAUGACUGAGAACUCACCUUACGUAAAACCUCCUACGGGUACAAAUUAUUUUGGGAAUGUGAUAAAAAGAACACUAACUAAUCAACCAGACUUGACGAUUCAUGAAGAAUUCCAUACAGUUGAUUCGAGACGAACAAGAAGGCAUACGGGAACAUCUACAAAUGCAAAGAAUGAACAUCUCUACGAAGUACCACAAUUGGCUAACAGUUAUAUGUCCCCUAUCGACCACGAGGUAAGGCUUUCUAGGAACAGCGAACGCACCGCUUGCAAGGGCACACUCGGCUCAGAACGCUCUGACUCUAGUUGCUUCUUAAGCUCAGGAUCAUCGUACGGUAAUGAAUGUGUAGAAAUGACUCCCUCGCUCAGAAACAAAACAUCUCUGGACUCAAAGUUUCUGAAUCAUCAACAUAUCGAAACGGCUAUGUCGAAAAUCUUAACAAGUGAAGGUGGAUGGCUUAGUCUCACCAAAUGUGGUGUUGGUUUGUAUGUACCCGAUGGUGUGGUGGAUAGUGAAGAGCUAUUCUCCAUUGAAGUUGUCGACGACGAGUGGAAUACUCCGACAUUACAGGAAGAUGAGACGCAGCUGAGCCCGGUGAUCAGGUGCGGUCCAAAGAACCUCCACUUUCGAAAGGGUGUUGUUCUGACUUUCCCCCACUAUAGCUCUCUGAAAAAUACAAGCUGGCUUCUUUCUAUUCUACAAAGAUCAGAUGAAAUCACCACUAAAGAAUGGAGAAAAGUCCUGACACUAGGCCAGGAAACACCUGGUACUCCAAUAUUUGCACAAGUCGAUCCUUCUAAAGUGUACUUAGUGUGCGAAUUCUUAAACGAUUUUGUUCUGAUUGGCCGAAGUUUCAGCGGCCUGGAUACUAAGGUCUUGAAAUCUGCAAUAUUCAUGGCAAAAACUUUUGAGAGCAGCGUUUACAAUUUAAAAGUUCAUGUGUUCUGUGAUACUCCAUACGCGUUUUAUAAUUGCUUGGAAAAUGAAAAAAAAGUGGGCUCUUCGCUAUUAUGCGAACCAAAGACUAUUUAUUUCCAACAGAACUGUUCCGAUUUGUGUUUUAACGUCAGAGAAGUGGGCGUCGGAUGGAAACUGCAAGGUGGCAAUUAUCAAGAGUUGUCGUAUUCCCAAAUCUGGAAAAUGAACAACAAAUCUGUGCACUGUGUUUUUACGAUGCAACAGACAGAUUCUAUCAAUUGCUUGGAACUCAAUUUGUGCGUCUAUCAAAAACAGAAACAAUCUAACUCUGUUAGUUUCAACCUUAAAGCAAACGAUUUGAAUUCAAACUUUAGUUGUAGCAAGCGAUUUAGCUGUUCUAGUGUUGAGAUGGGGUAUUCCAUAAACAUUGUAGAGAAUCCUUUCAAUUACUCAUCUUUGACUAAGAAGGACGGUUGUUACGACUUCGUUUAUAAAAACAGUGCUAUGUACAGAAGUAACUUUAGUGCAGAGAAUAGCUACAGAACAAACGUACUGACUAAAUCUGAUAAGGUUAUUCUUUGUAAACUUUUAGAUUCGCAAACGAAUAAAGGUAAUGAUUGGAGAUUACUGGCUGAGAAGUUAAAGAUUUCAUCUUACUAUUAUUAUUUUUCUAAUACUUGCUCACCGACAGAGAAUAUUUUGUCUCUUUGGUUGUGUCGGAAUAAUGAUGCCAACAUGCUUAUUAAUUUAUCUAGAAUAUUCAGAGAGAUGUCUAGAGUUGAUUGUGCAACCGUUGUUGAAAGGAGAUGUUUUCCUAAUUAA